This is a messenger RNA of Myxocyprinus asiaticus (Chinese sucker), 1736 nucleotides long. Its product is annotated as cerebellin-1-like. Lineage: Eukaryota; Metazoa; Chordata; Actinopteri; Cypriniformes; Catostomidae. The coding region runs from base 412 to 1026 and encodes 204 amino acids. Gene Ontology annotation, molecular function: protein binding. Gene Ontology annotation, cellular component: glutamatergic synapse; synaptic cleft. The transcript is spliced from 4 exons. The record is from RefSeq and is a predicted model, not a curated record.
AAUGAGUAGAAAGAGACCUAUAUGCUGUCAGGAUCAUAGUCCUGCAGAAUCUCUGACACCUCACAAUCAUUGCACCUGGGAAAAUGAGGGAUGUCCCACUACAUCACACAGGUUGUCUAUGAUGGAUUUUUUUCAGAAUGAUGAAAAACCUGUAGAUGUCCUUGCUUUUGGUCCUCUACAGACAAUUUAACAAAAUAGCACAGAAAUAGAUCUUCAUCAGAAAACAGAUAGAAACAAACAGUGAGGACAUUCUUAAAACCUACUCUAGGAAAAGAGCUAUAACUUUUAUAGUAGUUCAUAACAGCUCAGUUUUUGUGGAUCCUCCAGUUUGCAGAAGACAAUUCACUUGACGAAAUCACAGGGACCAUUUCCACUCAUUUCAGCUGAGAUAUUACAAUAAUAGUUGAGAAAAUGCUGCCAAGCUUUGGUAGCCACUCUAGGCAAGCUGGGCUUCCUUUGCUAAUACCAGCUCUACUUCUGCUAAUAGGCCCUCUAGUGGUUAGAGGGCAAAAUGACACAGAGCCCAUUGUACUUGAGGGUAAAUGCCUGGUGGUCUGUGACUCCACACCCUCUUCAGAGCCAGCAGGGAAUGCACUGGGUAUGUCAGUGCGUUCAGGUACUGGUCGUGUGGCCUUCUCCGCCACUCGCCAAACAAACCAUGAACCCACAGACAUGAGCAACCGUACCAUGAUCAUCUACUUUGACCAGAUCUUGGUGAAUGUGGGUGGUCAUUUUGACCAAGAGAGCAGUAUCUUCCUCGCUCCAAGGCGAGGGGUGUACAGCUUCAAUUUCCAUGUGGUGAAAGCAUACAACAGACAAACCAUACAGGUGAGUUUGAUGCUGAAUGGAUGGCCAAUGAUCUCAGCCUUUGCUGGAGACCAAGAUGUGACACGGGAGGCAGCCACUAAUGCUGGGCUCGUUAUCAUGGAGAGAGGGGACAAGGCUUACCUCAAACUAGAGAGGGGCAACUUGAUGGGAGGCUGGAAGUAUUCUACCUUUUCAGGCUUUCUGGUCUUCCCCUUGUAAAGGAUGAUCAUGUUGGGAAAGAGAUGAGCUGGGUGAAGAAAGGGGAAUGGGUUGCAUACUCUGCACUAUAGAGGGGAUAUGCUACACUAUGGAGGGACUGUUCACCCUAAAAGGAAAAUGUUUUGCUCGCCUUUGUUCCAAACUCGUAUGACUUUCUGUGGAACACAGAUGGAAAUGUUACUGUAGACAGAAUGACAGCCGUAGUCACAAACAUCUCUUUUUGUGUUCCAUGAUAGAACAAAGAAAGUCAUAUGGGUUUGGAACAAUGUGAGGGGGAGUAAAUGAUAGUAGAAUUUUCAUUUUUGGGUGAACUAUAAUGAGAAGUGCUAGAUGCCACAAAAUGGGAAAUCAGUAAUCAUGUAUGUUCUGCUGUGUUUUAUUUUUGCUGAGGGCAGACAAACACAGACAAUGAGAAGUUUAUUCAAAUCAAAUAUAACUUAGAAUAAGAUUAAAAAAGAUUAUUAUUUGGAAAUGCCACUACAAGUUAUAUUUAUGUCAUGUAUUUCAGAUAUUAGGCCUUUAUAGAAACAUACAAUGGAACAGAAAUAACUGCCAUAAAAAUAUAUUUUAAUUUAUGCAUUUCAUUUUCAUGUGAGGUUUCGGUUGUUGUUUUCUUGUCCAUGUUUGCCUGCUUGUUGAACUGUAUCUGUAUAUUCUCAAGCUUUGCAAAAAGAAGUCUUAUUAAACACUAUUCUUUGAAAAACCACAAA